This is a messenger RNA of Colius striatus (speckled mousebird), 4307 nucleotides long. It is a transcript of the gene TMEM47, whose product is annotated as transmembrane protein 47. The coding region runs from base 314 to 859 and encodes 181 amino acids. Lineage: Eukaryota; Metazoa; Chordata; Aves; Coliiformes; Coliidae. The record is from RefSeq and is a predicted model, not a curated record. Gene Ontology annotation, cellular component: cell-cell junction; membrane. The transcript is spliced from 3 exons. Gene Ontology annotation, biological process: cell-cell adhesion.
AGGGGCGGCCAGGGGGAGGAGCACUGCGAGCUGGGUCGGAUUGGGCUGUGCCGUGCCGUGCCGGGCGGUGUCGGGGGAACUAGGAGGAGCUGCUGCACCUGAUACACCGGGGCGGGAGCGUGGAGAAGGAGGGAGGGAGCGGCGCUAGCCGCCGCCUGCGAAAGCGUUUCCUCGCCGUUAGUCAGCGCUGGUCUCGCUGUUUCUCCUUCCUCCCGCCCCUUCUGCGCGGAGCUGGGCGCUCGCUCCUGUUCCCCUCGGGGCCGGCAGCAGCGCGUCCUCCUCCUCUUCCUCCGCCUUCUUCCACCCGGGCCCCAUGGCUUCGGCCGGCAGCGGCAUGGAGGAGGUGCGCGUUUCGGUGUUGACCCCGCUGAAGCUGGUGGGGCUGGUGUGCAUCUUCUUGGCGCUGUGCCUGGACCUGGGAGCCGUGCUGAGCCCCGCCUGGGUGACGGCGGACCACCAGUACUACCUCUCCCUCUGGGAGUCCUGCCGCAAGCCCGGCAACCUGGACAGCUGGCUCUGCGAGUCGACACUGCACAGCGACUGGCAGAUAGCUACUCUUGCUUUGCUGUUGGGUGGUGCUGCCAUUAUUCUCAUAGCUUUCCUGGUUGGGUUGAUCUCUAUCUGCGUGGGAUCUCGGAGGCGGUUCUACAGACCAGUUGCAGUCAUGCUCUUUGCUGCAGUUGUUCUUCAGGUGUGCAGCUUAGUCCUUUACCCAAUCAAGUUCAUCGAAACGGUCAGCUUGAAAAUAUACCAUGAGUUCAACUGGGGCUAUGGCCUGGCUUGGGGUGCAACUAUAUUUUCGUUUGGGGGUGCCAUUCUUUAUUGCCUGAACCCUAAGAACUAUGAAGACUAUUACUAGAAUCAUUUCAUGAAAAGAAAAAUAACAGAAGGAUUACCCUGUCUUUUCUAACUCACGGUUUUUUUAGAACACUUGUGGGGCACCAAACAGUCUGCUCUGUUGAUAAAAUAACCUUUGCCUUUUGGGUGUGAACACUGGAACCAGCCUUUACAACCAUUUAACUGCAAACACUAGGAGUGCUGAUCUUACAUAGGCAGAUGCUGCAAGCUGCUGCUACAUAAGCUUCAUUUUUUCCUGACAACAAGCAAAAGGAUCUACAGCGAUCAUUGUGAGAUUGGAAUGAGAAUGCAAUGCCAGCAUCUGCUAUUGCCUUCAGGGGAGCAGCUGGUGUAGACUCCAUCUAGAAGUUUCCCUGUAUGAUAGAGGAUUCAGAUGUCUGAUAAGCAGGCAAUGGCAUCUUGUACAAUAGGCUGUGAUGGCCCCUUGUUACUUGCUCAAAAAAGGAAUUAGUUGCAAGUGACUAUGUUGAGGGCAGUGAAUGUAACUGGUUAAUGACUUGUCUAAUAUCUGCAUUCAACAGUCUUCUGGGAGAAUAAUUAAAAUUUUUUUUUUUUAAAAAAAAAAGAACCAAAAAACCCCAAGCCACCAACCACACAGGAUUUCAUGAAUUGGUAAUCGACAUCACUGUGCCAGCUGUAGCAGAUUUUUGAAGGAAGUCCAAACUCGGAGACAUGUGCUUCUGACUGUGUAGCUGGAAGUUGUCUCAGCUGUGAGUAUUUUGCUGGGAGGGUGGAGAUGAGGGGAAGCAGAAAAAGACCUUGUCUGUUCCUGAGGCAUCUAAAAUGUGUGAAUGAACUGCAGUUGUCCUAAGUACUCAUUUACCUCCUGAACAUCUCAAUUAAAAGAAUGCAUAUGGAACAGGUUCAGUUAUAUUUUUGAAAAGUAUUUGUUAGUAUAAAUGAAUAUAUAUAAUACAAAUAUAAAUGCAGAGAGUGAUGAUUCAUCUGAAAAUUGUGAUAUGAGCUGUGAUGCAGUGGUGAAAAUACUAACUUUGUACACAUUCUUAAAAGUCUUGGAUUGAUGCCCCCAAUUUUGAUUGGUGUUACAAAAUAAACAUGAAAUGGUUUGUCUCCCGUGUGUGCCCUUGUACAGACUCUGUGUUAUGGGGAAACGCUUAAAAGUUCACGUUAAGGUAGAACUGAACAAAACUGCUUGCUAAUCCAUGUGUAAUCUGCUGCUUACUGGACAUUCUUUUAUAAGGCUGUUACAAAGAGAAAACUGCCAUUUUUUAAAAAUCUAGUUAAGUCGUGUCUCUGAUCGUCAAGAAUACAGCUGAGACCACGUCAUGUCCAUAUUAAAACGUUAGCACUUCAGGAGGUAAUAUCUUGUUUUUAAAAGCUGAGUUUAUAAUGGAAUGGCUGAUGAUUAUGUACAUCUAAUUACUUUUUGAUUAGUAUGUUUCCCACUUAAAACAUCCAGAGACUGUACUCAUGAAAUGAAACUCAAGAUAUAAUAGGGAGAACUUAAUCCUCAUCACUUUUAUUUUUGUUUAAAAUUUGCUUAUUUGGAUAUUUUCACUUAAUUAUGAACAUAUUUUUAUACAAUUCUAAUCUUUAGAAAGAACUAUUUUUUUUAAUGGAGAAAUUUAAAAUAUAUUCUAUGUGGACCUCUGCAGAAGCAGAUAUGCUGGGGUUGCACAUCCACCUCUACACAAAUGGUUUUGCUGUUUCCACGGAAAAGGCUGCUGAAUUACUCAGUGUAAAGACCUCAUCUACGCUUCUGCCACUGUUUGCAGGGCACAGAGGUUCUGCAGCAACCAUGGGACCACAGGGCUGCCUUUAGGAGGUUGUUGUGAAAGUAGUGCUGAUGUACAGAGAUGGUUUAUAAAACUCUGGGGCUCUCUGGAGUUAAAUCUUUACUACUAUGGCAAAAUAUUCCAUAUCAGCAGUCUUUUCAGAAACAAUGCUGAUUAAUUAGAGUAGACAGAGAAAAUGGUAGCUUGAUUUAGAAGAUAUUGUAUGACAAUGCCUGGAGAACAAAAAGGAUGGGAGGAAAAAGUAUAUCUACUUGUUUCACUGGCACCAGGGAGCAUUUGUACCUCUGCUUUUUUCUUUUCCUGAGACUGAGUUACAGGCAGAUAUUCAGUAUAUAGUUAACUUUGUAUGUUUCUGAACAACUGUGUAGUUCUGCUUUUAUUUAGCAGCAUGGAGAACACUGUAGUUUGGCAUGGAAAUUAGGUUAGUUUUGAGAAGCCCACUGUGAGGAGAUGUCUGUACCUUUCUAGGAGAAUGGUGUUGCUGACAUUUCAUAGCACGUCACCUCUGCUGACAAGAGGGUACAGUUCUGAACCCAUAUCAUAUCCACUAAUUUAUCACAUCCUUUUUCUAUAUGUAGAGUAUGAGUGAAGCUGUCAGGCCUAAGGCAUAUGCAAACUAAUGGCAUGUGCUCUGAAAGUCACCUGCUGUUGAUAUGGAGGAUGUUCAGACAAAAAAUUUACAAAUAUGAAUGCCUAAAGACAAGGUUCUUCAUUAAUUUUUGAGUCAAAGAUCUGAUUUUGAAUCUCAACACCUGCUUUUCCUCUUGAAGAUAAUGCAAUCUGUUAGGAUCCAGCUCUUGAACUCCUCAGUUUCUUUCUGUUUGGGCAUCCAGUAUAUGGGUUUAGGUACUUACCUUUAGUUUUAUGUUGCUACUGCCGUUUCUGUUAUUUCCCCUCCUUACCAUUGCCAGUUUUGGCAAGUGUUCUGUUUCUCAGCACUGAACAAAAAGUAUAUACAACAUUAUGCUGACUGUUCUUUUUUCUCUAGUCACAGAAAGGAUACAUAUCUCUGUCUUUAGUGUACAUACGACAAAUUAAUCAUUUUGUAUGUUGUGCUUGUGUCAUGCCACCAUUAUUCCAGUUGUUUGGCUUUAUCUCACUGGCAGGAUAGUUCUGUCACACAACAACUCCAUUGGUUUCCUUCCAAAUAUAUAUGAAUAAAUAUAUACAUAGCAAACUUGCAAGCAGGGCUAGUUAUUUGUAUUUUUUAAGCUUAAAGUAUACCGUCCGGUGCUGACAAGUACCUAGCACCUCUUCUGGAUUUCUUGCACAACUUCGUUUAGCUUUUGUAAAUUUUAAAAACAAAUAUAGAGAGACCUAUGUGUUUGAAAUAUAAAUGAUAUAUAUGGAUUAGCAUGUAACUGUAUAUUAUUAAACAUGCAAUGAACUGACUGGUAAGUGAAGUCUAAUCUUAUGGCUAGCAAUGUAAUUUAUUCAGACUGUAUUUUUGUACAGCGCAGUGCACACUAACCUAUUGCCUCUGUGUCCUCUAUAAUGCCUAAAACUGUGCCUAGAAAUUUCAUUUCUGUCUUUAAAAGGAAAAAAAAAAAGACAACUAAAUGCUUCAUGUUGUUGAUGGUAUUGGUUUUUCUGAUGUUGUUCUUUAUUUAUUUUUGAGAAGUGUAUGGUAUGUUUUUUAAAUGAAACCAUCAAAAUAUGUUUUGUUUUAAAUGGUCAUUGUUAGCAGGGAAA